Molecule: messenger RNA, 1974 nt
Organism: Capsaspora owczarzaki ATCC 30864
Lineage: Eukaryota; Filasterea; Ministeriida; Capsasporidae
Product: molybdenum cofactor synthesis 1 isoform 1
Exons: 7
Coding region: 1-1974 (657 amino acids)
Biological process (GO): Mo-molybdopterin cofactor biosynthetic process
Molecular function (GO): metal ion binding; 4 iron, 4 sulfur cluster binding; cyclic pyranopterin monophosphate synthase activity
Source: RefSeq, a predicted model, not a curated record
AUGGUGUCCUUCUUGCUGGCAUCGUUGAGCUCGACGCAGCGUGUCGUGGCGCGUGCAUUGCGAGGCCAACAUCCACUCCAACGCCAACUCCAACUCCAACAGCGCAUGGUGCUUCCAUCUGCAUGUGCGACUCUGAUCUGCGCUCAUCAUGCCUCAGCCUGCCGUCCAGCAAGCAGCCCAGGCAACAACAACAGGCGGGCAAUGCACACAAUGUCAACCACUGUCCCGUCGUCGCCACAGCCAACGCCAGGCAGCACUGCCGCUGGUGUCGCAGUGUCGCAGCAGCCACAGUCCAAGGCGUCCCCCGUGCUCACAGACACGUUCGGGCGAGGGCACACGUACUUGCGGAUUUCGCUCACCGAGCGCUGCAACCUGCGCUGUGUCUAUUGCAUGCCCGAACAUGGCGUCGAACUCUCGCCAAACGGAGCCCUGCUGACCACGGACGAAAUCAUCCGCCUCGCUCAACUCUUUGUGAGCCAAGGCGUUGACAAGAUCAGACUCACUGGUGGUGAACCAACCGUGCGCAAGGACCUGGUUCCCCUCGUUGAACGGCUUGGCCAAAUCGAUGGACUCAAAAGCAUCGCCCUGACCACGAAUGGCAUUGUUUUGGGACGCUAUCUACCACAACUGCAAAAGGCAGGCCUGACACAUCUCAACAUUAGCCUGGAUACUCUCCAUCAGCACAAGUUUGAAAUCAUGACACGUCGAAAAGGCUGGGAUCGAGUAUGGGAGAGCAUCAAACUUGCCAUCAGCCUCGGAUAUGAUCCGGUCAAAGUGAACUGCGUCGUCAUGCGCGGUAGCAAUGAGGACGAAGUGUGUGACUUUGUCGAACUGACACGUACCAUGCCGCUGGAUGUGCGGUUUAUCGAGUACAUGCCUUUCGAUGACAACAAAUGGAACAGCCAGAAAAUGGUAUCCUACCAAUCCAUGGUCGAAACCAUUCGAGCACGCUUUCCAGAAUUUGAACGAAUGGAAGAUCGGGCGAACGACACGUCCAAAGCAUACAAAGUUCCAGGCUUUGUCGGUCAAGUGGGUUUUAUUACCUCAAUGAGUGAUCAUUUUUGUGGGACUUGCAAUCGCCUGCGCAUUACUGCAGAUGGCAAUCUCAAGGUGUGCCUGUUUGGAAAUGCUGAAGUCUCCUUGCGAGAUGCGAUGCGAGCGGGCGCCACGGACGAAGAGCUUCUGCCCGUCGUUGCUGCAGCUGUCAGCCGCAAGAAGAAGCAGCACGCAGUGUCUGUAAAGCGCCCUCCGCCAGUGCCAUUCUUCAAGAAACCCAUCCUCCAGCAACAGAACAGCUUGCUUUCUUAUGUCUCUUCUCAACCCGCAAUGCCGGCAGUGCGUGCUGGCGCCUUUUCCUCUCCCAUCUUGUCCCUUCUUUCAACGCCGCCACCAAUCCCGUCUAUGCUGUCUUUGCCUCGCGCUUUCCCGGCCCCCUCUCUCUUCCGCGCGUUUUCUACGUAUUCCACCCAGCGUCUUGCGGCAAACUCCAACAAGCUGACUCACGUGGACGAGCGCGGGCGUGCCUCCAUGGUCGACGUUGCAGCCAAGAGCAACACGCAGCGGAUUGCGGUGGCUCGCGGUCGCGUUAUUCUGGGACGGCUCGCAUUCCAAAUGGUCCGGGACAACACCAACAAGAAGGGCGAUGUUCUGACGGUCGCGCAGCUUGCUGGAAUCAUGGGCGCAAAACAGACGUCCCAGCUCAUCCCCUUGUGCCACAACAUCUUCCUGUCCAGCGUGAAGGUCCAACUCGAACUCAAUCCUGAGCUGGACGCAAUCGACAUCCGUGCCACCGCAAAGUGUGUUGGGCCCACGGGCGUCGAAAUGGAGGCAUUGACGGCUGUCUCUGUUGCUGCCUUGACUGUCUAUGACAUGUGUAAAGCGGUCACCCAUGACAUCCGCAUCGAAGCCAUUCAUCUGGAAUCGAAAUCUGGAGGACAGUCUGGCAACUACCAAUCCCCCGAAUCUCGUCACUGA